Salmo salar (Atlantic salmon) is the source of this 8043-nucleotide messenger RNA. RefSeq lists its product as uncharacterized. The record is from RefSeq and is a predicted model, not a curated record. Gene Ontology annotation, cellular component: extracellular matrix. Lineage: Eukaryota; Metazoa; Chordata; Actinopteri; Salmoniformes; Salmonidae.
CUCCCUCCUCCCUCCCUCUCUCUCUCUAUCCACCCAUCCAAGAGGUUGUAGCAGAUGCUCACCUCACUUUGGACUUUUUAUCAACACUUGGAUUGACAUCGCGGUGGAUUUUAGGAUUACAUUUCUUCGCACCUGUAAAGGAAGUCAUUUGGGGGAUUUACCGUUGGAUAGGGGAUCGUGCGUUAAUGCUGAGCUAAGGAACAAGUGAGAAUUGGAGGAUAGGAGCCACACAGAGCGAGAGAGAGACGUCCAGUGAAACUAAGUGAUCUGCAAUCCAGGUUGGAGACUUUGAUGGUGAUCACAACCUAAGCUCAAAAGACCAGCUGAUAUGGAGCUGCGACUGGGAUGCAGGGCUUCCCUGGUCCUGGUCAUACUGGCCCUGACGCUCUCAGGACUGAGGGUUGAUGCUCAGAGCAGGGCAGGCUGUAAGAACGUGCAUUAUGACCUGGUGUUCAUCCUGGACACAUCAUCCAGUGUGGGGAAGGAGAACUUUGAGAAGAUCCGCCAGUGGGUCUCCAACCUGGUGGAGUCGUUCGACGUGGGCCCGGACAAGACGCGUGUGGCAGUGGUACGCUACAGUGACCGGCCCACCACAGAGUUCAACCUGGGACGGUACAGCACCAUGGACGAGGUGAAGAGGGCCGCCAGGAACAUCCGCUACCUGGGAGGGAACACCAUGACCGGGGACGCCAUCAGCUACACCACCACCAACAUCUUCACAGAGCGGGCCGGGGCCCGGCCUGCCGCCAGGGGCAUCCAGAAGGUGGCUAUUCUCCUGACGGACGGGAGGAGCCAGGAUUACGUGUUGGAGCCUUCCAAGGCGGCGGCGAAGGCUGGGGUGAGGAUGUUCGCAGUGGGCAUCGGGGAGGCUCUGAAGGUGGAGCUGGAAGAGAUCGCUGCGGAACCUAAGAACGCUCACGUGUUCCAUGUGACAGACUUCAACGCCAUCGACAAGAUCAGAGGGCGGCUGAGGAGACGGCUCUGUGAAAACGUGCUGUGCCCCAAUAUGAAGGUCCAACCAGACCGCUUCAAGCCCAACAGUACCAGCUAUGGCUUGGAGGAAGUUCCAGGGUUCGACCUGAUGGAAUACUUCAAGGUGGAAAACAUACUGGGACCAAGGUUUGAUGAGGGCCAGAGCUCCUAUGUUCGACUUGGGACCAUGCCUAUUGUACAACAGACAGAAGACGUGUUCCCUCAAGGUCUGCCAGAUGAAUAUGCUUUUGUGACAACUUUCAAGUUCAGGAAGACCUCGAGACGAGAGGACUGGUACCUCUGGCAGAUCUUUGACAAGUAUGGAAUUCCACAGGUGUCUAUCCGUCUGGACGGUGAGAACAAGGCAGUGGAAUACAACGCAGUGGGGCUGACCAAAGACGCAGUGAGAGCUGUGUUCAAGAAUGAAGAGGUGGACAACCUGUUCGACAGGAACUGGCACAAGAUCGCCCUGAGCGUCGAGGCCAAGGCGGUGUCUCUGUACCUGGACUGUAAACUCAUCCAGACCCUGCCCAUCGGGGACAGGGAGGACAUUGAUAUCCACGGGAAGACUGUGAUCGGGAAGAGGCUGUACGACAGCGUGCCCAUUGAUUUUGACCUCCAGAGGAUGAUGAUCUACUGUGACUCCAAACACGCUGAGCUGGAGACCUGCUGCGAUCUGCCCACCGGGCCAUGCCCCAAGAUGGUGGUGACGGAGGCCCCUCCCAUAGAGAUUCCCACCCCCACCCCUGCAAGCGAUGAGCAGCAGAGAGGACCCCAGGCGGUCAACUGCUCAUGUCCCGCUGGAGAGAGGGGAGAGAUCGGUGUACCUGGCGUUGCCGGGCCCAAGGGUGAAAAGGGUGAUACUGGUGAUCUGGGAGCGGUUGGACCUUCUGGCCUCAAGGGAGCCAAAGGAGAAACUGGCAAAGUAAUAUCUGUCAAGGGAGACAGAGGUGAGAAGGGUGAUCCCGGGAGACGGGGGGCAUCCGGCGAUGAAGGAUCCAAAGGGGAGAAGGGAACCAGUGGAGCUGCGGGUCUUGCUGGGAAAGAUGGAUCUAAAGGAGAAAGAGGUGAAUCAGGGCUGGCAGGCGAUCAGGGAUUACCUGGACCUCUGGGACCAAAGGGAAUUCAAGGAGACUCAGGACUUCCUGGUUCAUCUGGACUCAAAGGUGUCGGUGGUGAAAAAGGUUUGAAAGGAGAUAAAGGAUCAGCAGGAUUAAGGGGUGACAAAGGUAUUGACGGAUUCCCUGGAAAACCUGGUGUUCCUGGAAAAGAUGGUUUGGGAGGACUGACUGGUGCACCUGGAGCCGCUGGAGUGAAAGGGGAAAAGGGAGAGAUAGGCCCUGCUGGAAUGCCUGGGGAUAUGGUUCAAAGCGAGGGCUUGAAAGGAGUGGAUGGACCUCCAGGACCUCGUGGCCCUCCAGGGCCUGACGGCCCACCAGGACCCCCUGGAGCACCUGGUCAACUUGGUUUACCUGGCGAACCUGGAGAGUUUGGCCAAAGGGGCAAGAAAGGUGAAAGUGGAUUACCUGGUGUUGAUGGGCUACCCGGACCUCCUGGUCCCCAGGGGCCUCCUGGAGGGCAAGGAAACCCUGGACAAACUGGACCUCCUGGUCUACCUGGUGAGAUUGGAUUUUCAGGGAAACCAGGAGAGCCUGGCAAAGCUGGUUUACCUGGAAACGAUGGGCUGGACGGAGUUCCAGGAAAUGACGGAGACAAGGGGCCUAGAGGAGAGUCUGGAUUGGAUGGCUUCCCUGGUAAACCUGGUCCUAAGGGUGAAGAAGGACCACCUGGGCCAAGAGGACCUGGAGGAGAGAGUGGACCAGUUGGUUUAACUGGACAACCAGGGGUCGUUGGACCAAGAGGAGAGAAAGGAGGACAGGGUGACAGAGGACAAGAUGGCUCUCUCGGGCCAAAGGGUGACAAAGGUGACAAGGGUGACACAGGACCCAAGGGAACUCCAGGAAUACCAGGAAAUGUGGCCAAUGUUAUCCCUGAGCCUGGUGAGCCUGGAAAUCCUGGAGCGAGAGGAGAAAAGGGAGAGCAGGGGAAUCCAGGAGAGAUUGGUCAACGAGGACUGCCUGGUGAACCAGGCUUUAGAGGACUGGCUGGACCACAGGGCCCUAAAGGAGACAUUGGCCCUAAAGGAGAGACUGGGAGACAAGGAGACCCUGGUCCUCCAGGAUUGCAGGGUACACAGGGCACCCGUGGACUGCCUGGCAAUGUGGGCAUCCCUGGAACCCUUGGACCACCUGGAAUAGCUGGACAGAGAGGAGAGAGGGGAGAGUUGGGGAAGGAGGGUCGUGCUGGCCCCCCAGGCCCUCCUGGAGAUGCAGGCAUACAAGGACCCCCUGGCCUACCAGGGAAGGGCAAAGACGGACAGAACGGUGACCCUGGACAGCGGGGAAUUGAAGGACCUCCCGGACAGAAGGGCCAAAUCGGGUCCCAGGGACUUCAAGGGGUUCCAGGGGACAGGGGACCUCCAGGAGAAGGCAAAGUCGGACCCCCGGGACCUUCAGGGCCCAAUGGUGCAGUUGGAUCACCGGGCAUGAGAGGUCUGCCAGGUGUCGCAGGUGCACAGGGACCUGCAGGACACCAUGGUUUACCAGGACGACCAGGAGAGAAGGGAUCCCCAGGAGAGCCAGGAGCAGCAGCAGACUUGUCAGAUUUGAAUCUGAAGGACGUGUGUUCAGACUGCCCAGCCGGACCCCCGGGACAGCCUGGUCUCCCAGGGACACCAGGAGACAAGGGACCCGCUGGACCCCCAGGGAAGAACGGACAGGACGGGUACCAAGGCCAAGCAGGCCCGACCGGACCCACUGGACUCCCAGGAGUCAACGGCGAGAAGGGUGUGAAAGGUGAUAGAGGACCCCAAGGAGGACCUGGAGACAAAGGUGAAAAGGGUCACACCGGACCCCCUGGCCACCCCGGUGCUGCUGGCAUCAUGGGGAAUCCUGGUAACGACGGUCAACCCGGCCCCAUCGGUCCCCCAGGAGCCCCUGGAGAAAAAGGCAAGGAGGGGAUGAAGGGAAUCCAGGGGCCACCAGGUCUCCCAGGCUUAAUGGGUCAAAUGGGUAAAAUUGGCAAAGAUGGCCGACCAGGAGAACAAGGAGAACCUGGUAAACAAGGAGAGACAGGACCACCAGGACAACCAGGUCUCAGGGGAAUGCCUGGCUUCAAGGGUCACAGAGGAGAGCCUGGACAACCAGGUUCAAAGGGUGAAGAUGGAAAGGAAGGACGUAACGGACCGGAGGGUAAACCUGGCCAAGAUGGUAAUACUGGACCACCUGGACCAGAAGGCCUGGCUGGCCGGAGAGGGGAGAAUGGUAAACCUGGUGAACCAGGACCUUCAGGAAAGCCAGGAGCCCCUGGUACUCCAGGUCAGGCUGGAGCCAAGGGAGACCCUGGGAACCCAGGAUUACCAGGCUUUAGUGGUCCCAAGGGACCGUCGGGUCCUGCUGGUCCGGUUGGUCCAGAGGGGAAACAGGGUAUGUCUGGCAGAGCAGGAGAACGUGGAGUCAAAGGAGAGAGGGGCGACUCAGGUGGGAAGGGAGAUAAGGGACCUGUUGGAGAUCCAGGUAUGCCUGGUAACCAGGGGCUCCCAGGUCGUAAGGGCCACACAGGGAUGAUGGGUAUGUCCGGGCCCCCAGGAGAGGUGGGUCUUACCGGCCCUCAGGGAACACCUGGAAACCCCGGACAACCAGGACCACGGGGAGAGUCACCAUCACUGGAAACAAUGAGAAGGCUGAUCCAGGAGGAACUAGCUAAAGCGUUAGAUGCCAAAAUGGCGUACCUGAUGGCCCAGAUCCAGCCAGCCCAUGUGAAGAGCAUGGCAGGUCGGCCAGGACCUCCAGGCCCCUCGGGGAAAGAAGGGAGCAACGGUCGCCCCGGACCACCAGGGGAGCCUGGCAUGCCUGGGCAGAACGGAGGAGACGGCAUGAGAGGACCCAUGGGUCCUAAAGGUGAGAGAGGAUCCAGAGGAGACAAGGGAGAAAACGGAGUUGGACAGAGAGGAGAGACUGGACCAUCAGGCCCUAUAGGACCAGCAGGUAUGCCAGGCUAUGGUAAGGACGGGCAGCCCGGGGCGGCUGGAGCUCAGGGAGAACCAGGGAAUCCUGGUCCCCAUGGCCAGGCAGGCCCCAGUGGACCCCCAGGGCAGUGUGACCCCUCCCAGUGUGCUUACUAUGCCAGCCUGGGAGCACGACCCCACACCAAGAACGUCAAGGGGAAUUAAAGAGACAGAGACACACAGAAGUUGCGUCCGAUAUGGCAACAUCUAAAGGGAAUAGGAUGCCAUUUCGGACGCAGCCAGAGAGCUACAGGACCCUACCCAAGUCCAGAUAUUUGUGAACUGGGACGUGUCAGGAUGAACCAAGAACUUUUCUUUCUAUUACGAUGUAUCUUCUCAGUGUGGAGGGAGCUCGAGAGAAGUUUGCUGCCUUUGUUUUUUUUUGGGGGGGGGGUGUCUAAUAUUUGGUAAUGUUAUCAUCAAGAAUUACACAAUUUGUUCAAUUUAGACGGACUGCCAUUGUUCUUAUCCGGCUUGAAGGACCAUGUAAAAGACCACCGACUACAGUCAUGCUUACUGGGCUAUAAUGUGGCAGCACGGAACCAGGCCUGGGUUCAAAUAGUAUUUGUUUUCGCUUGAUUGAGCUUGCCUCACACAAUGGAACCUAUGGAAUAGUCCCCAAAAGUGCAAACCCUGCCUAUCAGCACUUUAGGCAGGCUCAAUGAAACGCUCACAACUAUUUCAAAGAAAAGGAAAACUAUCGGUACCCAGGUCUGGUAAAAGAUGGAGCCACAGUUACAGAACGGCCGUUUAACUGACUCCAAAUGAUGCCAUAAUAGUGUUGUCAGUCUCUCAGCGUACACAGUCAUCAACCUGGGAUGGGUUUAGCAUUAGAUUUAACGUCAGCCCAUUUGUCAGUGUCCACAUCAUUGAUCCAGAGGCAGGCAUCUCCUCUGGAGUCAGCUGGUAAUUAUCCAGUCAACGGUUUUAUCUACUUUAUUUUUAUUGAUGGGAAGGAAGAUUAGCCUGGGGGGGGGGGUGACUAAGGCACAAUCUAAAAUAACAAUACUGAGUUUCAUGGAAGGAUGGUGGUGAACAACUUCAUGCUUUGUUUUGUUUUGCCUGUACGCUUAUGAUAGUGCAAUUGUCUUGAAUAAUGAUAGCCAGGCCACCAGUACUGGUCAGGAUGAAUACUGAGCUCUUAGAUUAUCUGGGUAUCUGUAGAGCUCUUACUAGAAUGUCCACCUUAUUACAAACUAAGAUACUGUGUCAAUAACAAAACCAUUUGUGACAGCUUUAAUUGCCUAUUUGUACGAUGUUCAUUGUUCCUCCAAAGGGAAUCACACUUCAUGUAGACAAAACCCAUGACUCUUUCAAAAUGAAAUGGAAAACGUUAAAAGGAAAACUACAUUAUUUCCCCUUUCGUUUGUACCCAAGUGUCUCUGGUGAUUCCACAGAGUCUGGUUGUAAACAGUCUGGAGAGAGAACGUACUAAAAGGAAAACUACAUUUCUCCAUUCGUUUGUACCCAAGUGUCUCUGGUGAUUCCACAGAGUCUGGCUGUAAACAGUCUGGAGAGAGAAGGUACUAAAACCACAGCCUUUGUUCCAGUCGUUCAUCAAAAGUGACUUGUUUCCUGGUUUCACGCCACGUUCUCUCCCUCCUGCUUAUUAGUCUGUCGGGGACACAGUGACUCAAAUAAAGACAUAGUUUUAAUGAAAUGGUUAUGUGCUUUACAAAAUGAGUUCCUUCUUCCCUGUGUUGUAUAUUCUGAUUGGUAAGGGCAGUGAGUAUUCUGUCUGAAGGAUGUGUUCCUCACUCAAGCCACGCCCCCGGCGGACCAAUUAUACCUUCUCUAAAACUCACAAGACUGAUCGAGCGAGAGAGAGUCAGUAAAGAAAUACAAUAGAUAGCCCACUGCUCACUCUAGGGGAAUUAUUUUGGCUUGAAAGAAAUGUAACGCAUCAACGUUGAGGUUACGGAAUGUUAAUCGGGUUACCAAUAAAGUCAAAUAGAUAUUUUGUCUUUUAGACUUUCCUUAUAUGAAUGUGAGCCUGGAUCCAGCAUUUAUUUCUAGAACACAGUAAGAACACCCACAGUGUUCCAGAAGACAAGCCCACACCCACAGUGUUCCAGAACCCAGGCCAACACCCACAGUGUUCCAGAACCCAGGCCAACACCCACAGUGUUCCAGAACGCAGGCCAACACCCACAGUGUUCCAGAACCCAGGCCAACACCCACAGUGUUCCAGAACGCAGGCCAACACCCACAGUGAAAGCACUGCUUGGCCAACUGCACCUCAGGUCAUUUCAUUGAAGGACAUCCAAAGAGCUCUCCAGAAUAUUUAUAGCUAAACAUAUGUUGCGUUUUGUACUGCAGCCUAUCAAACCAUGCCUCAUGAUCCAUAGCAGUCAAAGAGACAGAUGUACUCUUCAAUGACUUGCAUACACUUUACCACCACAUCACAGUGGAGAUGUGUGGACUUGGUUUUGAAUUAGGUUUCAGAAUGACAAACAGGAGCUAUACUACAGUAACAUAAUGGUUUUGAAUUUGGUUUCAGAAUGACAAACAGGAGCUAUACUACAGUAACAUGGUUUUGAAUUUGGUUUCAGAAUGACAAACAGGAGCUAUACUACAGUAACAUGGUUUUGUAAAUGGAUAAUGUUUUUUAGCCCAUUGAUAUGAACCUCAGAAUGUCGGCUGUUUGAUUCCAGUGCUCCCCAUGGCAAAUAUUGCAGAAGGUUCUAGUUUUAUAAUUAUUUGCUUGGCUUGUUUCUUAAUUUCAUAUACAUUUGUGAUUAUUCAAAACAACCAACUGUAUGCAAUUGAUUUAGGUUUUUUGUUCAUUAUACUGUUAAAUUAUUUACAGUUUGAAGUACAUGUAGCCUACCAUAUGUGGAAUGUUAAAAAUGGUUUUACAGUGGUAACCCUUACCUGUUUAUCCUAACAGACUGGUGCUAAAAUAUCCUUAAUUACUGGCUGGUAUAUUUGUAAGUAUUGGAAAGGUAUAUUAUGUACUGUAUCAUGUUGUAAUAAAUACCGGAACAGAUCCUUUUUAUAGAAAA